Molecule: messenger RNA, 1134 nt
Organism: Phragmites australis (common reed)
Lineage: Eukaryota; Viridiplantae; Streptophyta; Magnoliopsida; Poales; Poaceae
Exons: 6
Coding region: 144-785 (213 amino acids)
Molecular function (GO): protein binding
Source: RefSeq, a predicted model, not a curated record
GCCACGAGCACAUAACACUUCUCCCUUUUCCUCGGUGAGUCCGGACUCGUCCCCUGCUGCUUCAAGCGAAAGAAUCUGUGGAUCAAUUCGAGAAAUUUCCGAGCAAGCUGAACCCUCCAUUCUCCAACCCCAAUCCCUCCAUAAUGAAGAUAGCUUGGGGUAAGAAUACCAAGGUGAAGAGGCAGCCGGUGGUAGUGUCAACUAAACCCGGCCUACCAUUUGGAGCGGAGAGUGACACCGAUGAGGCUGAAAAGGAGGAAAGAGCAGAGGCAGAUCCAAAUUCUCAUGGAUUGAAGCCACUUGACACCGCUGAGUCGCUCCAGCACCAGGGAGACAAAUUAGCUGAGGAAGGGAAGUACCAUGAAGCACUUGGCAAGUGGGAGGCUGCACUUACCUUGACACCUGAUAAUGCAGUACUCCACGAGCAGAAAUCUCAGGUUUUACUUGAAAUGGGAGAUGCAUGGCGUGCACUGACAGCAGCAGCCAGAGCGACAGAACUGGAUCCAUUAUGGCCUGAGGCUUGGGUGACACUUGGUAGAGCACAGUUAAAUUUUGGGGAGCCAGAUUCUGCUAUAUUAUCUUUCGACAAGGCAUUAGUAAUCAAGCCCGACUACAAUGAAGCAAAAGCUGACCGCGUAACUGCAGCCCGUCUUGUUAAGAAACGAGGGCAGCUGCAUACAUCAGGUCUGAGCGCUAACAAGAGACGGUUCACGGUUGGAGAGAACUCAGAGAAGGGUGGAGAGGAUGAAGAAAAAGGGGAGGAAACGGAUGUACAAUCUAGUUAGCCUGCUAUCCGUUGUAUUUCACCCCGGCCCUAGUACUGUAGGAUUGACACAAUUGAGGGAGCACACGUAAGGAUAUCUGGAUUCUGCCCCGUUUUCGCAUGUCAGGGUUCUGAGCUUGGUUGCGCAGAAGUUUUGUGCCGCUCUCUGAAACUAUGUUAGAGGUCGAACUGUAGAGGUCUAGAAGGGGAGUGCUCUGAAGCUACGUGUGGUGGUUCCCGUGCAAAGGAAAAUUGAUUAUAUGUCAUAAAGUUGAUCAACUUUAUGUUCUAAGUUGAUCAAUAUUUGGUUAUAUAUUUCAUGGGGACUAGUUUGUAAUAACUUCGUUUAAAUUAGGUAUUGCAAUUGCCUU